Xiphias gladius (swordfish) is the source of this 1462-nucleotide messenger RNA. RefSeq names its product high mobility group box 1a (gene hmgb1a). The record is from RefSeq and is a predicted model, not a curated record. The transcript has 5 exons. Gene Ontology annotation, biological process: regulation of transcription by RNA polymerase II. Gene Ontology annotation, cellular component: nucleus. Lineage: Eukaryota; Metazoa; Chordata; Actinopteri; Istiophoriformes; Xiphiidae. Gene Ontology annotation, molecular function: DNA binding, bending. Bases 147 to 767 code for a protein of 206 amino acids.
GGCGCUGGCCAAUGGCGACCGAGCCCCGCCGAGAGCAAUGUUAGAGAGCUGAAGACUGAAGACAUUGCGUAUCGCCUGUGUUCCCUCAUACACAGCCAUUGCAGAGCAUUGAGAUCCAGCUAUAGUCCCUCGAUACUGCCAUAAGGAUGGGGAAAGAUCCAACCAAGCCAAGGGGGAAGAUGUCCUCCUAUGCAUAUUUUGUGCAGACCUGUCGGGAGGAGCACAAGAAGAAGCACCCCGAUGCUUCCGUUAACUUUGCUGAGUUCUCCAAGAAGUGCUCCGAGCGAUGGAAGACAAUGUCUGCCAAGGAGAAGGGCAAAUUUGAGGACCUGGCCAGGCAGGACAAGGCACGCUAUGAGAGGGAGAUGAUGAGCUACGUUCCAGUCAGGGGAGGAAAGAAGAAGAAGUACAAGGACCCUAAUGCCCCCAAGAGACCCCCAUCUGCCUUCUUCAUCUUCUGCUCAGAGUUCCGCCCUAAGGUGAAAGGCGAGAGCCCUGGUUUAUCCAUUGGAGAUGUUGCCAAGAGGCUGGGUGAGAUGUGGAACAGCACCGCUGCAGAGGACAAGCAGCCCUAUGAGAAAAAGGCCGCUAAACUGAAGGAGAAGUAUGAGAAGGACAUCGCAGCAUAUCGCGCUAAGGGCAAAACAGGUGGCGGAGCACCAGGAAAAGCCCCGUCCAAGGCGGAGAAGAAGGAUGAAGAUGACGACGAUGAGGACGAAGAUGACGAGGAGGAGGAGGAUGACGAUGAUGACGAUGAUGACGAGUAGAUUGCGGGUGACAUAUAUAGUGGUCAUUUUCUUGUUUAUAAAGCAUUUAACCCCCUUGUACACACUUCACUUACUGAAAGAAAAUACAUUAGUAUCCAAGGGGUUAAAAAAACAACAAAAAAGGCUGUGUAUAUCAGUUGUUUUUAUGCUGUACAGUUUUUUUCUCCUUUUUGUAUAGUUAACACUACACAAGUAUCGUGUCUGUAUCUUUCUGUCUUAUUUUUCCAGUGGUAGUUCCUAGACCACUAUCCUGCCUGGUACAGUGUAAAGGGGUGGGCUUACAGUAUUUACCCUAGCUAGAGGUGCACAGCACAUAAAAAUCGUUCUGAGUUAGCUGAGUGUUUCUUUUCUUUUUCUUUUUUUUUUUUUCUUUUUCCUGUGUUUUUAUUUUUAAUGACGUUAUCAAAAUUAACGUAUCACAGUUGUUUUACUGAUCUUUAUGUACCACUGUAAUAGCAAAAAUAAGAAAAAAAACGCCUUGUUUAUUGUUGAAAUUUAAAUUGCUUCUGAUGUCAAUAAACUUUUUUUUUUUUAAUAAAUUGGUUUUGUACUGUGUGUAGGGAAAAUCGUAAAAGUAACUGCAUUUAUCCUGCAGGUUUUUCUUUUCCCAAGAUCAAAUGGCUCCAAGUGUUUCAGUAAGAGCAGAUUAAUUUGUCACUAACAUUAAUGCAGUUUUUGUUUUUAAAAAAAAAAAA